GUCAGUUGUUCAAAACAAAAGCAAAGAUGUGUAUGUAUAUGGUCCCGGUGAAGUCACUGGAGACACAUUCUAAGGUGUUAAAGACAUGCUCAGAACUGUCCUGUGUAUUUUGUGACCUUGCUAUGGCGUUCUUAUACGUUUUUUUUUCAGAUCAUGCUGCUACGUGUUGUCAUUUCCCCUGAUAACAUCAGAAGAUUGGAUAUUUCAGAAGACCUCGAGUCUCUCGAACAAUUGAAGGGGAUUCUUACAGAAAGACUUCAACUCGAAGGCGACUUUUUAAUUCAGUUCGAGGACCCUGACUUUGGAAAUGAACUGUGUAAUUUGACAGACAUUAGAGAGCUUCCUCCAGAAAGAGCUGUAUUGAAGAUCCUGAAAUCCUUCAUCCCAACAGAAUCACCGGCUUCUACCUCUACCUUUUCUGGACUGGAUUCUGAUAGCAUGUCAUCUCCAUCCACCAGUGCAGCCCAGGGUUCGUCCGUACAGCUUAGGCGGCGUGAGAGUGCAGAGAACUGGCCAUCUCCAUUCCCAAUUCCAGUCUUUUCAUUUGAUGUUGCACUGAGGCUUUCUAACGGGGAUGCUUUGUUCAAGGAAAGUGGAGUACUUCUCACUGUACCAAGGGAAAUGAAAAUGGACAUCCUGGACAACCUAGCUCAGGCAAUGUUUUCCUACAAGGCCUACCCAAAGACUCAAGAAAUUGAAUCAGUUGCUGCUGCACUUAUUGAGAAACACCCAUCUCUUGCUGACCCAGGAGUUGGAACUGGAUUUCACAGCUGGGCCAUGAGCAUUAGAUAUAAGCUUGGCAACUACCGCCAAAAGCUACGGAUGGCAGGCUGUAAUGAAGUCCGGGUUAACCAAAGAAAAAAUGCAGAGGUGACCAGGUGUCUAAAGAAAGCCAGAAGGUGUGAAGUGAACUUUCUUCCAGACAAUCCUGAAGGGCAGACUGACGAAUCACAAGAGAGGGAAAGGAAAUUAAUACAGGAGGAAGUUCUGAAAAGACUUCCAAACAAGACCCUGAUCGAAUCGAAAAUGGAAGCUACUUUUUCCCUACGCAGGAAGGGUAUUGUGGAGGAAGAACCGCCUAUUGCUGAUGUGUUGGAGAAGUGGCCAGCAUUGUUUUUGGAAGAACAGAUAUAUGCUGAGUUUUUUAGAAUCACUCAAGUGGAUCUAAAGAAGACCUUCUUGACAUCUUUGGAUGCACACGCCUCAAACCUGAUAAAGCUUUAUAGAACACGUAGCGGGACACAAGGAAAGGACUUAAAGGCCCUCCUUGACAACCUUGAUGAACAGACAACCGAUGUGCUUGCACAAAGGAAGGCCACAGCUCUACGAGGUCUACCUCUCUAUUUGAGGGAGAAUCCAGGCAACGUCCUGAAGACAUGUCUGGAUACAGACUCGGAGGAAACGUCCGUUGCAGGUGUUCAACUUGGCAUAGUCACCAUUGUUGAAGAUGAUGUUGGGAGAGCUCACUCAAUGCCCAGAACAGUCAACAUUGCCCUUGUCAUCGAGGAAAAGGUCGUUGUGGAUAACAUCUCUGACAUCAGUACAGCCAUUGUACUUCUCUUUGGAUGCAUCUACAACCUCAACCUGGACUACCCCAAAGGAUUGAAGUACACUUUUGAGGCCCUUCAAAAGAUUUUUAUGAACCUUGGCACAGAGUGUUCUGCCCGUGUUCAGGCUCUGAAAAACAACUUGUUAAAGUAGCCCAAUACCAUGACACAAGUUCUUAAGUUCAGUGAUAACUACACAAGUUUGUGUAGUUUGUGUAUUUUUUUAUAAACCUCUGCACAGAUUGCUCUGCCUGUGUUCAGGCGCUGAAAAAAAACUUGUUAAAGAAGCCUGCCACCAUGAACACUUGCGCACAUAGACAUGUCACUUUAUUCCUCAAAAUAUGUUUUUAAGUUCAGUAGUAGCCACACAAAUCACAUGUUCCCAUUUGAAGUUAGUGUUUACUAACUGCUGGAUUUGUUUAUCUCUGCAACUAAACACGUUUGUGUCUUGUUACACGUUUUUAUGGAUGCGCUUUCUAUAGACAUGUCACUUUAUUCCUCAAAAUGUUUUUAAGUUCAGUAGUAGCUACACAAGUUUGUGUAGUGUUGCUACGAAUCCCAUGUUCCCAUUGGAAGUUAGUGUUUACUAAGUGCUGGAUUUGGUUAUCUACAUCUCCUAACAUGUUUGUGUCUUGUUACAUAUUUUUUUUAUGGAUGCACUUUCUUCACUGCUGGGUUUGGCCAGUGGUUUCCUCAAGUAUCUGACUAACACAUGUUUUGUGAUUCAUAGUGUCAUCAUACUGUUUUCUAUAUUAUAGCUAAAGUAUUGAGAGCUGGUUCUGCACUUUGUUAUGUGUUUACAUAUCUAUCUUUGAAAAUAAUUGUAUAAUGAUACCAAGUUCACUUAAGUAUCGCUGCUGCUGCAAUUUCAAUGUUGCCUUUUUUGUAGUUAUUGGAUGUAUAUAAUGUUAACCCCUGUGUUCUUAAUAAACAGAUUAUUUAUAGAA
Messenger RNA from Limanda limanda (common dab), 2494 nucleotides. Its product is annotated as sterile alpha motif domain-containing protein 3-like. The transcript is spliced from 4 exons. Lineage: Eukaryota; Metazoa; Chordata; Actinopteri; Pleuronectiformes; Pleuronectidae. The coding region runs from base 154 to 1701 and encodes 515 amino acids. The record is from RefSeq and is a predicted model, not a curated record.